This is a messenger RNA of Mercenaria mercenaria, 1167 nucleotides long. Its product is annotated as oxidoreductase NAD-binding domain-containing protein 1-like. Gene Ontology annotation, cellular component: mitochondrion. The record is from RefSeq and is a predicted model, not a curated record. The coding region runs from base 34 to 1032 and encodes 332 amino acids. Gene Ontology annotation, molecular function: oxidoreductase activity. Lineage: Eukaryota; Metazoa; Mollusca; Bivalvia; Venerida; Veneridae. The transcript is spliced from 8 exons.
CAGUAGGGCGGGAAGUUAUGAAACAUACUUAACAUGCUUAGUACGAAGAAAUUUUUCAGUUCAGUGAAGAUAAAUACGCUAGUUUCUAGGUAUUUUCGCAUUAGAAGAUUUCAAAUACCCAAUUGCACCAAAAGCAUUUCCGGAGCCCUGAUCCCAUUAAGCCGAACAAGUAAGCCUAACACCAGAUAUUUUCACUAUCAACACCAGAUCUACAAAAUGGUACGAAGAAUGAUGAAAAGUGAGCACAUAAGCAAAACAGCUGACAGCUCCAGGAAUGAGAUAGUUUCCUUGGCAACAGUUGUAGGUUUGAGAGAUGAAACAAAGACAGUGAAGUCAGUAACUUUAAAGGUAGAAGACAGGAGACUCAUCUUCAAAGCAGGACAAUGGAUAGAUAUGUUUAUUCCUGGUGUGGAGACUGUUGGUGGCUUCUCUAUGUGUAGUUCACCUUCUAAACUACUGAAAGAACAAUGUAUGGACCUAGCAGUAAAAUAUAGCAAACACCCUCCUGCUCACUGGAUACAUACACAGUGUAAAGAGGGGGAUCAAGUGAAUAUACGUGUUGGAGGAGACUUCAGUUUUGAUGCAGCAGUACAUAAAGACGUUGACCUACUCCUUGUUGCUGGAGGAGUAGGUAUAAAUCCCUUGUACAGCAUCAUCAAUGAACUGGCUGAUUUGAAUCAGGGCGACAAUGCUAACAAAUUUACAGGAAGAGUUAUACUGCUCUACAGCGCAAGAACUGUUGAUGAAUUGGCUUUUAAGGAGCAGUUGAAUGAAAUACACAGCAACAAUGAGAACAUAAUGUGUCAGUUCCAUGUGACUCGUGAAGGGGACAUUUAUACCAGAAUAGGAAAUGUUUUUCUACUGGGUCAGAGAGUGGAGAAAGGAGCUUUAUCAACAUGUUUUGACUGGCUGAGAAAAGAAAAAAUACAAGUUUAUAUUUGUGGACCUUCUCAUAUGAUUGAAGAUGUUGAAAAUACUUUGUUAGGUCUGAAUGUAGACAAAAGUUGUAUAAGAUAUGAAAAAUGGUGGUGAUGCUUGUUCUUUAACAUUGGCCUGCAGACAUCAGGCAUUAAUAAUGAUAAAUGCUGAUGUAUUUUUAAAUGCAUAGUUGUUUAAAAGAGUUACUUUGACAUGUAGUCUGUAAUAAAAAGUGAAAAUAAAAUGUAA